This is a messenger RNA of Spea bombifrons (plains spadefoot toad), 1875 nucleotides long. RefSeq names its product cyclin E2 (gene CCNE2). Gene Ontology annotation, biological process: regulation of cyclin-dependent protein serine/threonine kinase activity; G1/S transition of mitotic cell cycle. Gene Ontology annotation, molecular function: cyclin-dependent protein serine/threonine kinase regulator activity. The record is from RefSeq and is a predicted model, not a curated record. Gene Ontology annotation, cellular component: nucleus; cytoplasm; cyclin E1-CDK2 complex. The coding region runs from base 96 to 1304 and encodes 402 amino acids. Lineage: Eukaryota; Metazoa; Chordata; Amphibia; Anura; Pelobatidae. The transcript is spliced from 12 exons.
AAAUUGGCGCGGAACUGCCUCACUCCAACACACACACAUCUGCCCCCGGCUGCUGAGCUCGGGAUCAUAGGAAAUUCAUUUUUUUACGCUGAAGAAUGUCCAGAAGAAGCGGCCGCAUCCAAGCAAAGCAUUGCGAAUCACACUGUGAAAAUGAAUGUCCAUCUGCAGUUGCAACAAAGAAACGGAAAGUUGAGGAACUUGAAACUAUUGAACAUCAACAGGACACCAAAAGGCACAAAUACGAAAUCCAGGGCUGCUGGUCACAGAUAACUUCAGGAACUGCAACGCCAUGUAUUCUCAUAGAAACCCCACAAAAAGAAACCGCGGUCUCACCGGACGUCUCAAAAUUUGCAAGAUACAGAUUCAAGAAUCUCUUCAUCAGCUCGUGUCCUCUGCCAGAGCUAAGCUGGGGCAUACCUAAAGAUGUGUGGGCAAAAAUGUUGGGCAAAGAAGCACGAUACACUCAUUCCAGUCAAGUGCUACAAAACCACCCGACGCUGAACACAGACAUGCGGUCGAUCUUAAUGGACUGGCUCAUAGAGGUGUCUGAGGUCUACUCUCUGCACAGAGAAACGUUCUACCUAGCCCAGGACUUCUUUGACAGGUUUAUGUUAACACAGAACCACGUGAAUAAAAGCAUGCUUCAGCUCAUAGGAGUCACCACCCUGUUCAUUGCUUCCAAACUAGAGGAAAUCUAUCCCCCUAAAAUCCAUGAAUUUGCCUAUGUGACAGAUGGUGCAUGCUGUGAGGAUGAUAUUCUUCAAAUGGAACUCAUCAUACUCAAGGCAUUAAAAUGGGAGCUGUGUCCAGUGACUUCAGUUGCCUGGCUAAAUCUGUAUCUUCAAGUAUCAGUGCUCAAAGAAUCUCCAAAACUCUUGCUACCUCAGUAUUCUCAGGAACAGUUCAUCCAGAUCGCCCAGCUUUUAGAUCUCUGUGUUCUGCACAUUUCUUCCCUGGACUUCCAGUACCGCGUUUUGGCAGCUGCUGCAUUAUACCACUAUACGUCUAUGGAAGUAGUCGCCAAAGCAACAGGGCUGGAAUGGGAGAGCAUCGCGGAGUGUGUACAGUGGAUGACUCCUUUUGCCAGGGUAGUAAAGAGGAGCCCUCCUCUAAAAUUAAAAACUUUCAAGAAAAUUCUUCCGGAGGAUCGGCACAAUAUCCAGACUCAUGGAAACUACCUCGACAUGCUGGAUGAUGUUGAAGUUAAUCCCCCUACAACCACAGUUUUGCCUGUUGGACAAUCUCCUGUGUCUAUUGGUGGUAUCCUGACCCCUCCUAAAAGUACAGAGAAGACUUCUUUUUAGUUGGACCUAUUUCUCUGACUGGACAUGUCUUCGCUGGGUCCUUGCAGCUUUUACCAUCUGUAUUCUGGAGACGGAGAAUCCCCUUCAGUGCUGGAAUAAGCCGUACACGCCGCUCUCCAGAUGUUAACGCAGGAGUGCUUGACUUGCACUCUUAACUUUAGUUUACUUAUUUAUUGCAUUAGCUCCCUCCUAAUGCAGGAAGCCAGCUAAACAUACAGCCUAUUUUAAUAAGGUUAUUUUAUUUUUGCAAUAUGGAUUUUACUAAGAGCAUAUUUUAAUUUUUGUCUGGAUUUUUAUAUUUCUGUAAGUAGAGGGGGAUUUUGUUUUAUAUAUUUUAAACCGUGCAGGUAGAUAAACGGGAUCAGGUGAGGCCUGGUCUGUUCAGACAAGUCAUUGGGAGCAAUGCACAUGAAUUACAUGAAAGGGAAGUGCUGAACCUGUUUCCUUUUAAAGUUGGAUGGUGUCUUACCUCGGUGCAUGCAUAUGAAAUGCUAGGAUGAGAAUAUAAAACUCUGUGGCUUCACUUUGCAUUAUAAAGGCACCAAACCCAUGGAGUUCCUUUUAACCUAAA